AAUAUAAUAUUUGACAUUGGGCCACCCUAGAUAAUGCAGAGCCACUGAGGUGCCACCUGGACCCAGCUCAGAGACAGCCCUUGCCUAGGAGGACCUGGGAAAGGCAGAGGGAGCCCAGGCUUCAACCCAGGCCGUCAAGGGCGGGCCAACCUGGCCCUGCCCCCCACCCCAGGCCUCCGCCCCUAUCCUUCCUACACUUCAGGGCAGCAGCCCAGGCAGCUCUGGAGCCCAAACCUGUCAGGCCAGUUUUGAGAGCUGUGGAGUGGAGCCAGAGGGACAAGGCUGCCAAAGGAUGGACGGCUUGCCUUGCGCUCGCCUGGCUCCCUCCUGAGGUCCUGCUGCCCACCCUCCAGACCCCAUGAGGCACAUAUCUGGCCUCCUAGUGCCCCUGCUGGGCCUGGGCCUGGGCCUGGGCCUGGCCUUGACUCUGCCCAGGGCAGCAGCUGCAGACUGCGGGCUGGUCGGCCAGGCUGAGCGCCUGGUGUUCCCCGAUGUGGCCAGAGCCCGCUGGCUGGCCCCUCGUGUCCGUGCACCCGGGCCCCUGGACUCCCUGUAUGGCACCGUGCGCAGCUUCCUCUCUGUUGUGCAACCCAAUCCCUUCCCUUCAGAGUUGGUGAAGGCCCUGCUGAAUGAGCCGGCCUCUGUGAAGGUGGAUGAGGUGGUGCGGUACGAGGUGGGCUAUGUGGUGUGUGCUGUGAUCGCUGGCUUUUACCUCCUGGCAGUGCCCAUCGCUGGGCUCUGUUUCUGUUGUUGUCGCUGCCACCGGCGCUGUGGGGGCCGCCUGAAGACGGAGCACAAGGCGAUGGCCUGUGAGCGCACCACCCUCAUGGCCUUCCUGCUGCUGAUCACCCUCGUGCUGCUGAUUGGUGUCGUCUGUGCCUUUGUCACCAACCAGCACAUGCACAAGCAGACCGGCCCCAGUGUUGAGGCCGUGCCUGAGACCCUGCUCAGCCUCCGGGGCCUGAUCUCCGAUGUCCCCAAGGAGCUGCAGGCGGUGGCGCAGCAGUUCUCCCUGCCCCAGGAGCAAGUCUUACAGGAGCUGGAUGGCUUCGGCAUGUACAUUGGGAGCAUGCUCCACACCCAGCUUGGGAGCACUGUGUACCCAUUGCUGGCCUCAGUGCACAGCCUGGGCCACGCCCUGCAGGUCUCUGUGGAUGACCUCCAGGCUCUGAAUGCCUUCACUGUGAAGCUGCGGGCAGCACAGCGGGACCUGGAGCCAGCAGUCCGGGAGCAUCGGGAACGCCUCCGCACCCUGCUGCAGAAGCCAGAGUGCCAGGGGGACUGUGAGAGGGUCCUGACUCGGGCCCAAGCCCUGGACCUGGGUGCUGAUUUCAGCCAGCUACCCUCGGUGGACAGUGUCCUGCAUCGGCUGAAGGGUGUCCCAGAGGCCAACUUCUCUAGCAUGGUUGAGGAGGAGAACAGCACCUUCAAUGCCCUCCCGGCCCUGGCUACCAUACAGACAGCCGACAUGAUCACAGAGCUGAAGAAGAUGGUGGCUCAGCAGCCUAAAGGGCUAAGGACACUGGCUGAAGCCUUCCCGGGCUCAGAAGCAACUUCCCGGUGGAGCCAGACACUGGAGGAGCUGGAACAGAGCAGCCGCCCCUACCUGCAGGAGGUGCAGAGAUAUGAGACAUACAGGUGGAUUGUGGGCUGCGUGCUGUGCUCCAUAGUUCUGCUUGUGGUGGUCUGUAACCUGCUGGGUCUCAACCUGGGCAUCUGGGGGCUAUCUGCCAGGGAGGACCCCAGCCACUCAGAAGCAAAGGGCGAGGCAGGAGCUCGCUUCCUCAUGGCAGGCGUGGGUUUCAGCUUCCUCUUUGCUGCCCCACUCAUCCUCCUCAUCUUUGCCACCUUUCUGGUGGGUGGCAAUAUGCAGACGCUGGUGUGCCAGAGCUGGGAGAGUGGAGAACUCUAUGAGUUUGCAGAUGCCCCAGGGAACUUGCCCCCAUCAAUGAAUCUGUCCUACCUUCUUGGUCUGAAGAAAAACAUCAGCAUUCACCUGGCCUACCAGCAAUGCAAAGAAGGGGCUGCGCUCUGGAAAGUCCUGCAGCUCAAUGACUCCUAUGACCUGGAGAAGCACCUGGAUAUCAGCCACUACGCCCACAAGCUGCAGCAGGAGAUACAGAACUUUAAAGUGGACAUGAAGAACCUGGACCUGCUGAGCCCCGCUGUCCGCCGGGACCUGGAGGCCCUGCACAACAGCGGGCUCGAGAGCAUCCGCUACUCUGAUUUUCUGGUCCAGGUCCAGAAGCCAGUGGUGAAGACCAACAUGGAGGAGCUGGCUCAGGACCUGGAAGGGCUGGCCCAAAGCAACCCUGUGCUGAAGCAGCAGCUACAAGAGGAGGCCUUCAAGCUCAGAAGCCUCUACCAAGAGAAGGUCGCCCCGCAGCAGAGCCUGGUGGCAAAGCUCAAACCCAGAGUCGUGGCCUUGGAGUCCUCCGCCCCAGCUCUUCAGCUGGAGACCACAGAAAUCCUCGGCAAUGUCACUUACCUAAAAGGAGAGCUGCCUGCCUGGGCCACCCGGAUCCUGAGGAAUGUGACUGAGUGUUUCCUGACCCGGGAGAUGGGCUACUUCUCCCAGUAUGUGGCCUGGGUGAGAGAGGAGGUCACUCAGCGCAUCGCCACCUGCCAGCCCCUCUCUGCAGCCUUGAACAAUGGCCGUGUGAUCCUGUGUGACAUGUUGGCUGACCCCUGGAAUGCCUUCUGGUUCUGCCUGGCAUGGUGCACCUUCUUCCUCAUCCCCAGCAUCAUCUUUGCUGUCAAGACCGCCAAAUACUUUCGUCCCAUCCGGAAACGCCUCAGCUCCACCAGCUCUGAGGAGACACAGCUCUUCCACAUCCCCCGGGUCACCUCCCUGAAGCUGUAGGACUCAGUGGGGCGAGGUGAUCCCUGGGGCUGCCUAUCCUUCCUCUGACUCAGGGAGACUAGAGGACUCCUCCAGCUCUUGCCUCAGAGUCCAGACAUCCAUACCUGGACUUUCCCCAACUCCAGCUUGCCUGGUCCCUUCCUGUACCCUUCUGUUCGUGACCCUCCUUUCUUUAUGCUCAAAACUACACUUGAUUUCUGAUGAGCUAUGGAGACAACAGGUUCUUCCAGGUGUCUAUUCCUUACUCUUUGUGCUGCAAAAUGUCAUCAGGAAAAGCCUGUCCUUUCCCUGUUGGAACCCCAUCCCCAUCACCUUAGGCUGAACAGAGGCCUGUCCAACCCCUUUGCCCCCAUCAUCCCCUCCUUGCCCCUGUUGCUCAUCUGCCCCCCUUCCUCAGCUUCCCUCCUGUGCCCUCCCUAGCCCUUGCUUCCUACUUCCAGGAAAGCCCUUUCCCUCUCUGCACCCCCCCCUUACCUCAUCCCCUCUACUACAUUGCUGUUCCCAGGGUCCCAGGGACCCUCCUGCCUAACCAAACUAAUCAGGUAAAGCCACCAAGCAAGCAGGGGCCACCAUGGUCAUGUGUGGAUUGGCUGCAGGCUCUGCCUCAUGGUUUCCAAUCCCUCCACUAUCCUAAGACCUUGGACCAUUUGCAGGCCCCAGUCUGGAUUUACCAGCCACCAUUGAGGUGAAGGAGGUUUGUCUAAAAGCCAAGCCUCCUUGCCUGUGCUUCAGGUUAGAAAUGUUAAUGCUGGCACUUAGCUCCUCUCUGAUCACUGGCCUCAAGGAAGAAACCUGGGACUGGGGCCAGAAUGGGGGCUUCCCCUAGUCUCCCCAGAAGGUAGCAUCUUCCUGGUCCAUACCCAGCUUUCCCAGAGGGAUCUGGUGGCCCAAUAGGAUUUUGCACUAUCCCUUCUAUCCUUUGCCAAAUAACCUGGGGCACCCCUAGCCCAUUCCUGUGUUACCCCUGCAUGCUGGACUCUGAAUUCCACGAAUGAGGAAGAGGGAGAGGAGAGAGACCUCUGAUCCAUUAACAUCCUUAAGCCUUGGUUUGGGAUCAUUAAAACCAGGUCUUCCAGGCUAGGGCCCUGGACACAGUUGAUGUUUAAUGAGUAUUUAUGAAGAGGCAAAUUCCAAGGCCUCUUCUAACUACGACCAUCAGGGAAUAUUCCGGCAAUGAGGAGUAGGGCCUAGGGUGAAAGCAUACUGGGUUCACAGCCUGGCUCUGCUGCUUGUUAGCUGGGACAUCUUGAACAUGGAACACAGGUACCCUAAGCCAUGCAUAAAAUGGGAGAAGAGUCACAGUCUCCUCACAAGGUUGGGAGCAUUAAAUGUGAUAAUGCAUGGAAAGUCAUCUGCAAGGGCCUGGUGCAAAACAAAUGCUCAGUACAUGGGAGAUGCUUUCCCCUCAACCCUGCUCACCAUGACUACUGAGCAGAGACAGCAUUUGGGUUUGGGAAGAUACCAGGGAAGUGGGAGAUUGGUCCCUGUUCAAAGCCAGAAAGCCCUUUAAGAUUGUGGUCUACUGGAUUUCAGGGAGUAUCUAUAAUUGUAUCUUAUAAACCAGCAACAAAUGUUAUACUAGAAAUUAGGAUGGUGCAUACAUAAUAUAUUGUCAGGUACAAGCACAUUCUCGAACAAACAUCCUUGCAUAUGCACAAUUGCCUCUUUUUGGCUUUUCCCAGAGGUCUUUUUUUGCUUGUUACUCAUCUGUUGACCUAUGUGGAGGAAGCAACACUCUGUAUUUUAAAAAUGCAAUUGAUGGUAUUAAAACAAAUGAAACAAUUUAAAACAAUUAAAAAUCAUUUAUAGUUCUCUAUGAAAAUUACUUCCUUUUAUAUAUUUGAGCAUAUUAAAUAUAAUUAUUUCAAAGUUCAAUUACUCCCUUAUUUGGAGCUUCCAUGAGUCUGUUUCUAGUGUCUGUUGUUUCUCUUGCUUUUUGUUAGUUUCGUUUUGUGUCCUCACAUACUUGGUGAUUUUUGAUUGAGUAUCACACAUUGUAUCUGAAAAUCUGUGGAAAUAAGUUCAGAACUAGGAUGAAGUUAUCCUCCUCCAUGAGGAUUAUGUUUAUAUCUGGCAAGUAGCUUGGGAUCUAGCAUACUAGCAUCACUCUAAUCCACUUGCAGGGAAUAAGAUGAUUUGCAGUCACUUGGAGAAAUGAUCUACUUUCAAUUCAUUCAUAUUCCUAGGGUAAAGGUUUCUGGAGUCCCAACCAAAAACAUGAAAGAUUUUCCAGGAAUACUUUCCUCU
Nycticebus coucang (slow loris) is the source of this 5110-nucleotide messenger RNA. RefSeq names its product prominin 2 (gene PROM2). Gene Ontology annotation, molecular function: cholesterol binding. The record is from RefSeq and is a predicted model, not a curated record. Bases 359 to 2863 code for a protein of 834 amino acids. The transcript is spliced from 24 exons. NCBI's taxonomy places the organism in Eukaryota, Metazoa, Chordata, Mammalia, Primates, Lorisidae. Gene Ontology annotation, cellular component: cell surface; cilium; apical plasma membrane.